UACAUUAUUUUGCAAAAAAAUGUCAUAAAUAUGAUCUUAUUCAAUCAUUAUUGAAAUUACCAAUUAAUGAUGAAAUUAAAAAAAUGGGUCAAAUAUUUGAUAAUAAUGGUCGAACACCAUUUCAUUAUUGUGCUUCAAAAUUUAAUGAAUUUUGCGAACGAUAUAAAUCUUCAAAAGGUAAAGAUCAAUUAAAGAAAUCAUAUCAAUCAAUUGUUCAAAUGAUUGAAUAUUGUCUUGAAUCAGCUGAAUGUAAUCCUGAUAUUGAAAUACAAACAACAAAUGACUUUAAAAAAUCUAAUGAAGAUGAUAAUGACACUGAUGAUAUUGAUGAAGAUGGAAAUGUAAGUGAUGAAGAUCAAGAAGCAGAAGAAGAAAUAGAUGAUGAUGAUGAUGAUAAUGAAGAUCAAGAAGAUAAUGAUGAAAAUGAACAAAUAUCAAAUGAAAAUUCUCAACAAAUUGAUGAUAAUUUUGUUGUAGACAAUGAAAAAUCUGAUUUGAAACUUAAAGAAACAAGUAUCUUUUAUUUAUUACGCACUGUUCCAUUUAUUGAUAAUACAAUAAAACAUCCAUUAGAAAUUUUUCUUAAAAAGUCAAAAAAUCUUAAUGUACUUCAUCAUAAAACUCAUCGUACACCAUUAUUAGAAGCUAUUUAUCUUCGACAAUUUCAAACAGCAGAAAUGUUAAUUCAUAAUUCAUCAUGUGAUAUUAAUUUAUCAACAUCAAAUCUUUUAAAUGAACGUCAAAAUACACCAUUAAUUUUAGCAUGUAAAUUACAAUUAUUAUCUGUAGUACAUAAUUUAUUAGAACAUAGAAAAUGUAAUAUUACAUCAUAUGAUUAUAAAAAAAAUCAAGCAAUACAUUAUUAUUUACAAACAUCAAAUCGUUCAAAUGAAUAUUUAGAUAUAUUAAAUAUAUUUAUUAAAAAAUUAAAAUUAACAACAAUUAAUGCUUUAAAUAUUUCUGGAAAACAUCAACGUACACCUUUACAUAUUGCUACUUAUCAUAAUUUAGGUACUAUUGAUGCAAUAACAGAUGUUGAAAAAUUAUUAAUUGAAAAUGGAAGUGAUUUAAUGAUUCAAGAUGAUUUAGGAAAUAUACCAUUACAUAAUGUUUUUUUAAAUAAAAAUAUUGGUGAUGAUCCUGUAGAAUUAUGUGUUUUAAUUAUGAAAGCAAUGAAAUAUAAAUCUAUGGAUACAAUAAAUAAUGAUAGAAAUACACCUUUACAUUUAGCUGUGGCAAAAUGUUCUACAGUAUGUGUAAUGCUUUUACAACAACAUAAUGCAAGUUUAUUAAUUGAAAAUAAAUUAUCGAAUUCAAUAAUUGGUACUUGUAUAGCAUCAGAUCAUUUGAAUUUAUUUAUUACAUUUCUUCAACAAUCUAUUGAUAUUGAUCUUGCAAAAUUACAUAAACUACUCAUUGAAAAUUCAUCAUCAUUAAAAACUAAUGAAGAAAUUUCUACAACUCAGCAAAAUUUAUUUCCUCGACAAGUGGUAACACGAAGAAUAUUAGUUGCUAAUCGUUUUCCUCGACAAAAGGCACCACGAAAACAAUUAGCUACUAAACAAAUACAAACAUUAGUUACAAAAAAAGAAAAACCAUUAAAAACUGUUAAUAAUAAUAUUUGGAAAUGGAAAUAUAGUGAAAUAGAAAAUUCUAAAGAAUUUAAUCAAUAUUCAUUAAUAUAUUUAAUAAUUGAACGUGAUUGGCAAGGUGCAUUAUCAUUAAUUCUUAAUGAAAUUGAUCGUUUUCAUUUAACUUAUAUACAAAUAAUUGAAGCAGCUAUAUUAAAUAAUAAACUUAAUCUUGUUCAUCGUCUUUUAUUACGUUUAAAAAAUGAAAUAAAUAUUAAUGAAACAAAUUCACAUAAACAAAAUUUAUUUCAUUUAAUUGCUAAUAUGAAUGAAUAUAAUGAAACUUUAUUAAAACAAAUUCUUUUAUUUCUUUAUGAAUAUGAUUUUAAUUGGAAUAAAUCCGAUGAAUAUGGUUCUUAUCCAUUACAUUAUGCAUGUGUUAAACAAAAUUUUAUUUUUAUUGAUUUUCUACGCGAAAAAUAUCCUAGAAUAUUUAAUUUAAAUCAAACUGAUUCAUUUGAUAAUACAGCUAAUAGUUUAUUAUUUUGGUCAUUACCAUAUAAAACAUCAUUUUCAAAUGAAAAACUUCGUUUAUUAAUUACAUCAGGAAAACAAUUAGAUUGUUUAUGUAAUUAUAAUAAUGAAAUAGCUAUGAAUCCAUGGUCAUUUGGUUAUAUUGAUUCAUCAAUUGAAGAUAAAUCUUAUCCACCAACUAAAUCUAAUAAUAUACGAACAUCGCCAUUAAUUCAUGCAAUCGUUCAUAAUAAUUUUCAAUUAGUUAAAUUUUUACUUGAACUUAAUGCUGAUGUCAAUUAUUCGGAUGAAAAUAAACAAACACCAUUUAUGCAUGCUGUUCUUCAGAUAAUUAUUAGAGUUUAG
Messenger RNA from Rotaria sordida, 2450 nucleotides. Lineage: Eukaryota; Metazoa; Rotifera; Eurotatoria; Philodinida; Philodinidae. The record is from the annotation of a GenBank genome assembly.